GUAUAAAUUCGAUGAUGAAAGGGUGACAAAGGAAGAUGUGAAUAGGGCACUGGAAGAGCAAUAUGGUGGCGAAGAAGAGUUACCACAGAACAAUCCUGGUUUAAAUAAUCCACCUUUUAAAUUCACAAAGUACUCGAACGCAUACAUGCUUGUUUACAUUCGGGAAAGCGACAAGGAUAAAAUAAUAUGCAACGUUGAUGAAAAAGACGUUGCAGAACAUUUACGGGUGAGGCUGAAAAAAGAACAAGAAGAAAAAGAAGAUAAAAGAAAAUACAAGGCUGAAGCUCACCUCUUCACGACAGUCAAGGUCGCAAGAGAUGAAGACAUAACAGAGCAAGUUGGAAAGAAUAUGUACUUUGAUCUUGUUGAUCAUGAGAAAGUCAAGAGUUUUCGAAUCGAGAAACAGACCCCCUUUUUACGUUUUAAGGAAGAGGUGGCCAAAGAAUUUGGUGUCCCGGUUGAGAUGCAGCGGUUCUGGAUUUGGGCAAAGCGGCAAAACCAUACUUAUCGUCCCAACCGCCCCCUGUUAUCUCAUGAAGAAUUACAGAUGGUUGGACAUAUAAAAGAGGCAUCAAACAAGGCAAACAAUGCUGAACUAAAGCUGUUCUUGGAAAUAGAGCGUGGACCGGAUGGGCGUCCUAUUCCUCCCCCAGACAAGUCACAUGAAGAUAUUCUUCUUUUCUUUAAGCUCUACGACCCUGAGAAUGGAGUACUAAGAUAUGUUGGCAGGCUCAUGGUGAAAAAUUCCAGUAAGCCCAUGGAUAUAAUAGGGGAACUGAUUCAAAUGGCCGGCUUUACUCCUGAUGAGGAAAUAGAACUUUUUGAGGAAAUAAAGUUUCAACCUUGUGUAAUGUGCGAACAACUGGAUAAGAAUACGUCUUUUAGACUAUCUCAAAUUGAAGAUGGAGAUAUCAUUUGCUAUCAGAAAGCUCUUUCUAUCCAGGACGAUGAAUAUUCAUACCCGGAUGUGCCAUUAUUUUUGGAGUAUGUACAGAAUCGAGAGGUGGUGCGUUUUCGUACCCUGGAAAAACCAAAAGAUGAUGAGUUUACUAUGGAGUUGUCAAAGUUGCACACAUAUGACGAUGUUGUGGAAAGAUUGGCUGAGAAGAUUGGCCUUGAUGAUCCGUCGAAAAUUAGGCUUACUCCUCACAAUUGCUACUCCCAGCAACCCAAGCCUCAAUAUAUCAAAUACCGUGGAGUUGACCAUCUUUCAGACAUGUUAGCUCACUAUAAUCAGAUGUCUGACAUUUUGUAUUAUGAAGUUCUGGACAUUCCCCUACCAGAAUUGCAAGGUCUUAAGACUCUAAAAGUAGCUUUUCGUCAUGCAUCAAAGGACGAAGUGACAGUUCUCACUAUGAGACUUCCUAAGCAGAGUACUGUGGGAGAUGUUAUUAACGAGCUUAAAACAAAGGUGGAGCUUUCACAUCAAGAUGCAGAAUUGAGGUUGCUUGAGGUGUUUUCCCACAAAAUCUACAAGAUCUUUGCAUCUACCGAAAGAAUUGAGAGUAUCAAUGACCACUACUGGACUUUACUAGCGGAGGAGAUACCCGAGGAAGAGAAAAAUAUUGGUCCCAAUGCUCGGUUAAUCCAUGUGUACCAUUUUACCAAAGAGGCUGGACAAAGUCAGCAAGUUCAUAAUUUCGGGGACCCCUUCAUUUUGGUGAUCCACGAAGGUGAAACUUUGGAAGAAAUGAAGACCCGUAUCCAAAAGAAACUUCAUGUACCUGAUGAUGACUUUGCCAAGUGGAAGUUUGCUUCUUUUUCAAUGGGACGUCCCGACUACUUGCAGGACACAGAUGUUGUUUACAAUCGCUUUCAGAGAAAGGACGUAUAUGGGGCGUGGGAGCAGUAUCUUGGGGUGGAGCACGUUGAUAAUGCUCCUAAACGGGCUUAUCAUAACCGGCACGCAUAUGAGAAGCCGGUUAAAAUAUACAAUUAGGAGAGGAGCAAGAGAGGAGACGUGGUGUGGGCCAUCCAUGGAGGAAUAUUUUAAAGGGGUGGUUUUGGUGUGUGAGGGUUAGGAUGUAGCGUCUCAAUUUAGAUUUUUAUGAUAACCAAAAAUGAAACAUAAUCUGCCAGGAGAAUGGUUUUAUUUCGGCCCUGACGGUAGUAACUGUGGUCUAUUUUGGCUUCCAAAAAACUACUCUUUCGGUGUUAAUAUACUAUUGUCUUUGAGACUA
This is a messenger RNA of Raphanus sativus (radish), 2180 nucleotides long. Its product is annotated as ubiquitin C-terminal hydrolase 13. The record is from RefSeq and is a predicted model, not a curated record. Gene Ontology annotation, biological process: regulation of protein stability; protein deubiquitination. Gene Ontology annotation, molecular function: protein binding; cysteine-type deubiquitinase activity; cysteine-type endopeptidase activity. NCBI's taxonomy places the organism in Eukaryota, Viridiplantae, Streptophyta, Magnoliopsida, Brassicales, Brassicaceae. Gene Ontology annotation, cellular component: nucleus; cytosol.